AGGGUGAACGGAGAUAAGGUUUUCCGGAGAGCAAAACAAGUUUGCUGCGAGCAGCUGCCACGCAUGCAACUUCAACCGCAGCAGUAGUUUCGUUUUAAGCUCAGCUUCUUCCCCUCCUGUGGGUUUCUUGCGGGGGGUGCUGUCAAACUGCGAGCUCUGGUUUGACCCCUCAGGGAGUUCGCUGUCUCACUGCAGUGACAGCUCCUGAUCCCUUAGCAGACUUGUCUCCCUUCGUAAACCCUUAAACUCCUUUUAAACUUGUGUUUUUAGCAUAGGACAAACAUGCUCCCCUGCCAUGGCUUCCUAUGGUACCUGGUGCCCACGAGGUCUUGGAGUGUUGCAGAGGCAAAAAAAAAAAAAAGGCUCUGGAUGGCUUGAUGGGAUCUUGCAAAUGCGGGAGGCAUGACUGGCUGCAGACUUUCUCAGCCUUUUCCUUGUUAACACGCAGCCUGAGCAGUGGUCCCUGCAGACACGGGGGGAACAUGAGCUCCUGGGCUGGGUUUGCCAGCCGAUGCUAAAACGCGACAGUCCGGCCCUUCUCAGCCCACAAUGGGGAAAGGAGCCAAAGAACCAGAUUCUUCAGACCGAGAGGAAGCGUUGAACAGCUGCAACGAUGUAGAGAAAGAGUACAAAUGGGGGUCCAACACCAAGAAGUCAGACAGCGAAAGAUCCCGCUUGUUGCGGGUUUUCAUCCCUGUGUGUGGGGGGCUGGUGCUCACCAUCUUCGUCCUGCUGGUGGCCUUGACUGUUGUACGUUUGGAACCCUCUUUGCCUCGCCUGGACUUCUCCCACGUGUGCCCAGACACCUGGCUUGGUUUCCAAGGGAAAUGCUAUUAUUUUUCUGAGACUGAGAACAAUUGGAUGGUCAGUCAGGAAAGGUGUGAGGCCCUGGGAGCUUCACUGGCCAUUAUAAGCACCGAGGAUGAACUGGCCUUUAUUAAACGCUAUAAAGGCGAAGCUAACCAUUGGUUUGGGCUGCAAAAGGAGAAGGAUGGGAGCUGGUGGUGGACCAACGGCACAGCCUUCAACAACUGGUUUGAGGUGCGGGGUGGUGGACCCUGUGCAUACCUCAACCAGGAGAGGAUCAGCUCGUCCCUGUGCCACACCAAGAAGAACUGGCUCUGCAGCAGACCUGACAACUACAUCCUCUGGCAGCAAAAAGCAUAUCCAUAAAAAAAGACCCCAUAAACAGGAGCUUCAUCCCAGGUGAAGGAGAACUGAGCACAGUUUUCUUUGGUAAAACCUUAUACCCGACUCUAUCAGCAACAUUUAUGAGUUUGCAUUUUCAUGAGACUUUCUGCUCAGAGGCUAGACUAUCAUUGUCACUGUUGCUGGAGCGCUGCACCAGAAAAAGCAUAGCAUUUUCCGUGAUCUUUCGAAAGCCCGCUUUUGCCUCUAAGUCAGUUAGGUCCAUAAGAUACUCACUUGAGUGAAUUAAUGGCAAUGAGUAGAUCUUGCUGUUGGAAGGGGCUGAAAAAAGGUGGGGAGGGAAUUUGCUGAAAUGGUGAAUUUGCGUGGGCUUGGAGUGUUUGAAGGUUGGUUUUUUUUAC
Messenger RNA from Pygoscelis adeliae (Adelie penguin), 1550 nucleotides. Its product is annotated as C-type lectin domain family 2 member B-like. NCBI's taxonomy places the organism in Eukaryota, Metazoa, Chordata, Aves, Sphenisciformes, Spheniscidae. Bases 550 to 1173 code for a protein of 207 amino acids. The transcript is spliced from 6 exons. The record is from RefSeq and is a predicted model, not a curated record.